Molecule: messenger RNA, 579 nt
Organism: Trichoplax adhaerens
Lineage: Eukaryota; Metazoa; Placozoa; Uniplacotomia; Trichoplacea; Trichoplacidae
Exons: 5
Coding region: 1-579 (192 amino acids)
Molecular function (GO): DNA binding
Source: RefSeq, a predicted model, not a curated record
AUGAUUUCUAAUCAUAACUUGAAUGAUCAAGCAGGAGGAGGUGCCAAUUGCAAGAAAGCUAUCGCUACAAGAUCUCUCAACAAUAUACAAACAAGGAAAAAACUUACAAGAAAGCGUACCACGAGAUACAAUCUAAAAAAAAUUGUACCGCCAAGGGAAAAAGUCGUUAAAAGUUCUAAUAAGCCAUUCACGAAACGACCAAAGAUAAAAGUAGAGGAUGGAAUUAAAAGAGGACCUGGCAGACCAAGAAAAAUACAACUGACAAACAGCAUUCAAACUAAUCAAGGUUAUACCUCGAAAGCACCGAACACAUCCAAAGUGUCAAUCAAUCAUAAUAACCUAGGCAAUAAUUCCAAUGGUUUGAUCUAUAAUACGAACAAAAGAAAAAGAGGUAGGCCAAAGGGAUCCAAAAAUAAGUCCAGAAUUAUCUAUUCAAUACCAACCUAUAAAGAGAACAAACUGUCCUAUCCACUUAUGGAUAAACCAAUACGCUUAAAUAUUCCAAAGGAAAAAUCGAUGUAUAUCUUAGCUGAAAUUAAUCGAAAGAUACAAUCACAAAACGCUCCUUGGAAGAUAUAA